AUGAUCACUAUAAGGGAGGAGAGGAGUGUGGAAGAAGUAAACACACAAACAGAACACUUUCAAGACAAUCCAAAUGAAAAGCAUGAAGAGAGAAAUCAAGCACCCAAUCCCACACACAGGAAGGAGCUAAAAAAAGAGGAGACUCUGAACCCAUAUGCACCUUUUCCCCAAAGGCUCAAGGGUGGUGUAUCAAGGAUAGUGUAUUCAAGGUUCCUCGACAUAUUUGCAUCUCUUCAUGUAAACAUACCGUUCAUCAAGGCUCUCCAGCAGAUGCCCUCAUACAUCAAGUAUAUAAAGGAGCUGCUGACCAAAAAGAGUUCACUUAAGGGCGAGCAAACAAUAGUGAUGAAUAAGGAGUGUAGUGCUCUCAUUCAAACAGAGCCACCUACAAAAAGGAAGGACCCAAGGAGUUUUCACAUCUCCUGUGCUAUAGGAGAAACAAUGAUUGAUAAGGGACUCUUGAAGGUUGGGAACUACUUCCUUCCCACAGACUUUGUUAUCUUGGAGAUGGAAGAGAAUCACAUCCAUCCCAUCAUCCUGGGGAGACCAUUCUUAGCCACAGCCAGGGCACUUAUAGAUGUGGAGCGAGGAGAGCUAAUAUUGAGGAUACAUGAUGAACAACUCACCUUCAGUGUUUUCAAACCCUCACAAGAAGCAGAUCAAGAAACCAAAGAAUCAAGGGAAGGGCACAAUAAGGCACUGAUGGAAGAAACAAGCACGGAAGCACAAAUACUACACCUGGAAACCCCUUUGGUUGACAAACAAUGCAGUCAGAAGGCAUAA
Messenger RNA from Arachis stenosperma, 783 nucleotides. RefSeq lists its product as uncharacterized. The transcript has 2 exons. Lineage: Eukaryota; Viridiplantae; Streptophyta; Magnoliopsida; Fabales; Fabaceae. Bases 1 to 783 code for a protein of 260 amino acids. The record is from RefSeq and is a predicted model, not a curated record.